Molecule: messenger RNA, 1244 nt
Organism: Pneumocystis carinii B80
Lineage: Eukaryota; Fungi; Ascomycota; Pneumocystomycetes; Pneumocystales; Pneumocystaceae
Product: UV excision repair protein Rad23
Exons: 9
Coding region: 45-1199 (384 amino acids)
Biological process (GO): nucleotide-excision repair; proteasome-mediated ubiquitin-dependent protein catabolic process
Cellular component (GO): nucleoplasm; cytosol
Molecular function (GO): proteasome binding; ubiquitin binding; damaged DNA binding
Source: RefSeq, a predicted model, not a curated record
CUCAACUCUAUUUUUUGCCGUACAUUUUUCGACCGUCUCUAAAGAUGAAACUUACCUUUAAGAAUCUUAAUCAACAGAAAUUUGUUAUUGAAGAUGUUGAUCCUAUGAAUACUAUAUUACAGGUUAAAGAAAAGAUCCAAGAAGUACAAGGACAUGAUUCAAAAUGCCAGAAACUUGUAUAUUCUGGAAAAAUACUGGCAGAUGAGAAGACAGUAGAAAGCUAUAAUAUUAAAGAAAAGGAUUUUAUUGUUUGUAUGGUUCAAAAGCCUAAACAAGUGGCAAGUAGUAGUGUUGCAGUAGAAUCAAAAGUUUGUUCGGAAAAUAUACAAGAUCCAGGGAGUGAGAAGACAAAAAGUGUAGAAUCAAGUUCAGAAACAGCUACAUCAUCAUCGGUAGCUUUUAAUGACCCGAAUUCUCUUGUUAUUGGACAGUUACGUGAUACAGCAGUAGAAAAUAUGGUAGAAAUGGGAUAUGAACGUACACAAGUAGAGAAUGCUAUGCGUGCGGCAUUUAAUAAUCCUGAUAGAGCAGUGGAAUAUCUUUUGACUGGUAUUCCUGAUCAUUUAACUCAAGAGUUAUCUCAACAAGUAACUCUUCCUCGGCCUGUAUCACCUUCUCAUCAGACGCUUCAGACUCAUCAAGUGUCUCAACCUACAACUGUACCUACAACUGCGCCUACAACUGUGCCUACAACUGUUCCUACAACUGUUCCUACAACUAAUCGAUCUCAAAAUUUAUUUGAAUUAGCUGCUCAAGUUUCUCAACAAGGAAGAGACCGUUUAAAUUCUGGUUCUGGUAAUUCUUUUGGGGGUUCUGGGGGUACAGAAAGUUUGGCUUUUUUAAGAAAUAAUCCUCAAUUUCAAAUGUUACGACGAUUUAUUCGAGCUCAACCACAUAUGCUUGAAUCUGUCUUACAACAAUUAGCUCAAGGAAAUUUGCAAUUGGCUACGCUUAUAAAUCAAAAUUCUGAGGCAUUUUUACAAUUGCUUUCUGAAGAUGUAGAGGGAGAGGAUACUACAUUGAUGCCUAAUAUGAUUCAAUUAACAGAAGAAGAACGACAAGCUAUCGAAAGACUCGAAGCUUUAGGUUUUUCUCGUGGAACUGUUGUUCAGGCUUAUUUUGCUUGUGAUAAAAAUGAAGAGGUCACUGCAAAUUAUUUGUUUGAGCAUGGUCAUGAAUCUGAUGAAGAAAUCUCUUGAACCUUGUACAUAUAUUAUAAAAAUACCUAUAUCUAAAUUUUUAAU